AUGAGUGAGAAAGAUACUAAGGUGUCGGAAUUCUUCCAUUCUGGUUGUACCUCUGAAGAUAUUAACAAUCUAUCGCAUGCAUUGGCUUUGAAAGAGGCGAUCGAGCCUCAUGACUACAUAUCAAAGCUCUUCAACCUAUUCACCCAGUUUAACAAUGUGUUGACUGGUUUUGAUAGAGACAUGUGGUCCUAUAUAUCAUUAGGCUACUUCAAGCAGAUACCAAAGGCUGGUGAAGUUGGUUCUUCCACUAUGCCUCAUAAAAUCAACCCCAUUGAUUUUGAAAAUAGUGAUGGCAACUUAGGUCAGGUGAAUUCUAUAUUAUCUGGUAUAAGCAUGAAACUACCAAUAUCCCGGUUACAGCUUGACCUAACAGACUUGACUGUUUUGAGAAACCUGGGUAUGGGAUUAGGUCAUUCUCUAUUGGCUUACAAAGGUACCAUGCGUGGAAUCAGCAAGGUUCAGGUAGGUGACCCAGAGCUUGUCCUUUGUCUCGUUACAGAUGAUAUAGUUGGUUACAGAUAA
Molecule: messenger RNA, 522 nt
Organism: Zea mays
Lineage: Eukaryota; Viridiplantae; Streptophyta; Magnoliopsida; Poales; Poaceae
Product: adenylosuccinate lyase
Exons: 5
Coding region: 1-522 (173 amino acids)
Biological process (GO): IMP biosynthetic process
Molecular function (GO): N6-(1,2-dicarboxyethyl)AMP AMP-lyase (fumarate-forming) activity
Source: RefSeq, a predicted model, not a curated record